Molecule: messenger RNA, 3325 nt
Organism: Miniopterus natalensis
Lineage: Eukaryota; Metazoa; Chordata; Mammalia; Chiroptera; Miniopteridae
Gene: CTTN
Product: cortactin
Biological process (GO): cell migration; regulation of actin filament polymerization
Cellular component (GO): plasma membrane; site of polarized growth; lamellipodium
Molecular function (GO): actin filament binding
Source: RefSeq, a predicted model, not a curated record
GGGAGAGUGGCCCCGGGGAGUCGGAGCCUUGAUCUCUGCGCAGUAACCAGAUCCGCAUGUUGGAAAUGCAGCCAGUUCUCUGUGCCCCGAGACACCCCACUCUUACGUCCCUGGAGCUGUCAUGCUGCUGGGUUUCUCCUGGCCACGCAUGAUCCCUGCAGGGAGUUUUUCACGUUAGUAUUCUGUAAGCUUGCAGGGAUAGUUUUUUUUUUUUUAUUUUUAGCAAUGCCAUACAUUUGAGUGAAGGGAACAUGGAAACCUCCCGGGUUAUAGCAGACGGGCCAUGUGCUGGCAAGGGGGCGGUCUUGUCGGUUUGCCCAAAGAACACACACAGCUACACAGUUCUGGGAGCUUCUCAGUGUGUCUGAGAAGCCUCGAGCUCUUUGGUUAUUAGUAAAAUUCAAACCUUCGCACCCUGCUGUGAGAUUUCUGUGUAGAUUCCUUCGCUGGGAGAGUUUUGGAGCUGUUUACCCAGAGCGGCUGUCAGCUGAGGCCCUUCUGAGCUUUUACCCUGUAAUCUUGUCACAGACGGACUUGUUUCCAGAUGCCCGGGGAUUCCUCGUUGGAUCACUGCCUUUUAAACAGAGUUCUGUGAGCAGCCACCCAUCUCCCACCGGAAAGAAAGAUGUGGAAGGCUUCGGCAGGCCACGCCGUGUCCAUCGCCCAGGACGACGGGGGCGCCGACGACUGGGAAACCGACCCCGAUUUCGUUAACGACGUGAGUGAGAAAGAGCAGAGAUGGGGCGCCAAAACCGUGCAGGGGUCUGGGCACCAGGAGCACAUCAACAUCCACAAGCUGAGGGAGCACGUGUACCAGGAGCACCAGAGCCUCAAGGAGAAGGAACUGGAGACAGGACCCAAAGCCUCGCACGGCUAUGGAGGGAAGUUUGGCGUGGAGCAGGACAGGAUGGACAAAUCGGCCGUCGGCCACGAGUAUCAGUCGAAGCUUUCCAAGCACUGCUCGCAGGUCGACUCCGUCCGGGGCUUUGGAGGCAAGUUCGGUGUCCAGGUGGACAGAGUUGAUCAGUCGGCUGUGGGCUUUGAGUACCAGGGGAAGACUGAGAAGCAUGCCUCCCAGAAAGACUACUCGAGUGGCUUCGGUGGCAAGUACGGUGUGCAGGCAGACCGCGUGGACAAGAGCGCCGUGGGCUUCGACUACCAGGGCAAGACAGAGAAACAUGAAUCCCAGAAAGAUUACUCCAGAGGCUUCGGGGGCAAGUACGGCAUUGACAAAGACAAGGUGGACAAAAGCGCCGUCGGCUUCGAGUAUCAAGGCAAAACCGAGAAGCACGAGUCCCAGAAAGACUACGUGAAGGGCUUUGGAGGGAAGUUUGGAGUGCAGACCGACAGACAGGACAAGUGUGCGCUGGGCUGGGACCACCAGGAGAAGCCAGAGCUGCACGACUCCCAGAAAGACUACUCCAGAGGAUUCGGCGGGAAGUACGGGGUGCAGAAGGACCGCAUGGACAAGAAUGCCUCCACCUUUGAGGAUGUUGCCAAGGUGCCCUCCACCUACCAGAAGACGAUCCCUGUUGAAGCAGCCAACACCAAGACCAGCAACAUCAGAGCCAACUUCGAAAACCUGGCGAAGGAGAAGGAACAGGAGGACAGGCGGCGGGCGGAGGCCGAGAGGGCGCAGCGGAUGGCCAAGGAGAGGCGGGAGCAGGAGGAGGCUCGCCGGCAGCUGGACGAGCAAGCCCGAGCCCAGAGGCAGAGCCCGCCAGUGUCCCCCACUCCGCAGCCGGUGCAGGAGAGGCAGCCUUCCAGCCCCAUCUAUGAGGAUGCAGCUUCAUUCAAGGCUGAGCCGAGCUGCAGAGGCCCCGUGAGUGAGCCCGAGCCUGUGUACAGCAGGGAGGCCACCGACUACCGGGAGGCAGGCAGCCAGCAGGGCCUGGCCUACGCCCCCGAGGCAGUCUACGAACCCGCAGAGGCCCCGGGCCACUACCCAGGAGAGGAAAACACCUAUGAUGAAUAUGAGAACGACCUGGGGAUCACGGCCAUCGCCCUGUAUGACUACCAGGCUGCUGGCGAUGACGAAAUCUCCUUCGACCCCGACGACAUCAUCACCAACAUUGAGAUGAUCGAUGAUGGCUGGUGGCGCGGGCUGUGCAAGGGCAGGUACGGGCUCUUCCCGGCCAACUACGUGGAGCUGCGGCAGUAGGCGCCACCGUGGCCGGCUGCCACCACGCCCUGCGUGGGGCUCGGGGGGAGGGAGGCUCCAUGUUGCUUUAUAUUUAAUACUCUGCUGAUGCUGUUGAGAGUUUAUGCCGCAGAAAUUGCUAAUAUACUGUAAUUGUGUUCCUGGGAGGACUUGGGAUCGUUUCUAUGCACUCGAGGUGUUUUCCUUUCUGCCAAACUGACUAUCACGUGGAGCCACUUUGGGGCCCUUAGUUCCUCUGAGUACAUGCUGUCCUCGCCCCACGGUCAGCGGGAGACCCCAGGACAAAUGAGACCUACUUCACCGCCGGCGCUUUAACCACUGCUGUGUGGGUGUCAGGCAGGAGUCACUGUCCCUGAAGGGGUCCCUUUCGAGUCUCCAUGUUUGGAGGAGGGAGGGGCUGGUGGACACUGUGAAUUGAGGGAAUUCUAGAAAGCACAUGAGCUUCAGCAUCGGAUGGAAGGACCUGUCGCCCGAGAAAUCCCACAGGACCGGAGUUUAGUAAUGCCCCUGGUCUUUUGUCUUGCGUCUCCCUGUCUUGCCCUCCGUCCCUCACCUCCUGACGCCCUGGACACCAAGAGGGCUGCUGAGCCCCGCCUGUCCCUGAGAUGCAGUGUCUCCCAGCUCCAUAAACACUGCCGUCCCUGGGGCUCCAGCUCCAGGCCCAUAGGACGCCCAGCCCGAAGGCCUGUGCUGGGCUCAUGUCACUCGGACACGUGUCUGCUGUGUGGAAACGGCCACUUGGCUACAGGAUGCAGGUGCCUUCUCUCCUAAACUGCCAGGAGCUCUUCCCGUAAGGGGAGUGAGCUCUGUUUGCCAAAGUAUCAACUUAAGUGACAGUAAAAUUUGAUGGCUGACGUGGCGAAAAGCAGGAAGUGAAUGAGUGCUGCUCCGACCCAGGACACUCCCACGGCAGCCCCGUGGACCCGGUGUGCGGAGCUGUCGCCCCCGCAGAGCCCAGGGGCACAGCCUGUCUCCAGGGCGCCUGGAGAGCGUGGUGUUGGGACAUCGGCAAAUUUCCUUUCCAGGAUAUGUCUGCAGCCUCCGCUUCACUGCUUGGUCGGGUUUCUAUGCAGUUGUGUCUGACUUUCUGUAGCUCACCUCAUAGGUAUGAUUUUUUUAAAUUAAACAUUCAAAAUAAACUUUUUUUGAUCCAUGUGCUGCUGA